AUGAUGAAAAAGGAGGAUAAAGCUGAAGACUCCGGUAAAGGAGUGCAGACUUCAGCAAUUUUCAAGAUUAGAGCUUCAGAUUCAAUAGGAUUACAGAUCACUUCUUGUCUUCUCAAUGGAGAUAAUUAUUUGACGUGGUCAAGAGCGAUGAGGAUUGCGCUCACCCCCAAAGGGAAGUUAGGGUUCGUGGAAGGAAAAGUCCUGAAGCCACCAGCAGGAGACCCGAUCUUGGAGAGCUGGGAGAUGUGCAACUCCCUCGUGUUGGCAUGGAUAUUCAAUGGGUUGGAGAACAUCUCUCUCGUGUUGGCAUGGAUAUUCAAUGGGUUGGAGAAAGAGCUUCAGCUGAGUGCCGCCUACGCCACUGAAGCGAAAGCUCUUUGGGAUGAUUUCAAGGAGAUAUAUUCGCAAGGAAAUGAAAUGAGGAUUUACCAAUUGAAAUCGGAUAUCAGUAUCUACAGGCAGAAAGGCAAAAUGAUUCAGAGAUACUACUCAGGCAUCAAGAUACUAUGGGAUAAGCUCGAAAAUAUCUCACAAUAG
Molecule: messenger RNA, 537 nt
Organism: Punica granatum (pomegranate)
Lineage: Eukaryota; Viridiplantae; Streptophyta; Magnoliopsida; Myrtales; Lythraceae
Source: RefSeq, a predicted model, not a curated record